Dentiscutata erythropus is the source of this 1845-nucleotide messenger RNA. The record is from the annotation of a GenBank genome assembly. Lineage: Eukaryota; Fungi; Glomeromycota; Glomeromycetes; Diversisporales; Gigasporaceae.
AUGACUUCCCAAUCUUAUAAAGAUCUUAUUCGUAAUAAUAAAAAGUUACUUCAAAACGAACAUGAUUCUGAUGUUAUAAUUUACGUCGAUGAUGGAAAGAAUUCAAAAGAAUUUUAUGCGCAUUCACCUAUUUUAAUUGCACGUUCACCUUAUUUUGAAACCGCUUUUUCCAAUGAUGUUGAAAAAGAUGAUGAAUUAACUGGUGUCGAAAUCUUACAUAUUCGUAUCGCGGCUGAUAAAUUUCUUCCUAAAAAAGUUUCUGAUAAUAUUCAAUUAUUUUUGGAUCAAAAGCUAGAAGAAUUUGUACGACAUGAUGCUGUUAGCAUGUUACAAGAAAUCUUUAAAUAUAAUAAUAGUAUAUGUGAAUCAUUACGUGAAUCUUGCCUUCAAAUCAUCUGUAAAGAUCCAAAUGCAUUAUUUGAUCAUUCAAAUUUUACUCAAUUGGACGAAAUUAUUUUGAUGAUUGUCUUACAACAAGAUGAUCUUGGUGAAUUAAGUGAAAUUAGUAUUUUAAAUUAUUUAGUCAAAUGGGGAAUUGCUCGAAUAUUAACUACUACUACUCAGGAUAUAACUGAAUUGGAAAAUUCUGAUUAUAUUAAAUUACAAAAAGUUAUCAAUGAUUGUGUUCCUUUUAUUCGUUGGUUUCAAAUUCCAAUAUCUGAAUUUCGACAAAAUUUAUCGUGGAUUGAAAAAAUUUUACCUUCAAAACUGUAUUUAGACAUUGUAAAUUAUCAUUUUGACAAUACCACACCACCAGAAACGUUUGAAGUUUUACCAAGGAAUAUUCCAUCCAAGGACAGUGAAGAAACUCGUAAAGAAGCUCCUAGAAAAUAUUUAUAUACAUCAGAAAUCGCUAUAGAUAAAUUAAAUGGUGUUGAAAUCCUGCAACUCUUGGUGGCAGCUGACGAACUACAACUUCAAAACAUUGUUGAUAAUUUUCAACCUCUUAUGAAUCAAAAACUUGAAGAAAUUAUGCGAGAUGAUAUUGUUUUCAUAUUUUAUACAAUUUUUAAACAUAAUAACAGGAUAUAUGAAUCGCUGCGCGAUAGAUUUCUUUAUUGUAUUUGUAUGAAUCCAAGAUUAUUAUUUGAUGAUCCAAAAUUUACUCAAUUAGAUAAAUAUCUACUAAAAAUUACUUUACAACGGGAUGAUCUUGGCAACAUAAGUGAAGAUGAUAUUUGGAAUUAUUUAGUUAUAUGGGGAAUUUCUCAAGCAUCAGACAUUCUUCAAAGUAAAAACAUUUAUGAAUGGAAAGAAGAUGAUUAUUUGACUUUUAAAAUGAUUAUUUACGAAUUAAUUCCUUUAAUUCAUUGGUUUCAAAUUUCAUCAACUACAUUUAAACAAAAUUUAUUAUUCUUUGAAAAAAUUUUAGAUAAUGAAUUAUAUCAUGAUAUCAUACGAUAUCAUCUUAAUUCGGUUAUACCAAACAAGACAUUUAGAACAUUUCCAUCCAGAUAUACUCCUUCUAAUAAUAUAGCUUUUGUUAAUCCGCAAUGCUUCAAUAUUAUUGCAAAUUGGAUUAGUAUGUGUACUGUUGAAAAAACCCCCGAGAUUAAACGGAAAAGACAAUCAUUUAUGGAUAAAAUAUUAAAUUUGCAUGAUAAAUCAAGUAAUACUUUUUAUGAUUUAAGUCGUUCAAACCUUGCACGUGUUAAAAAGGACUCUUAUGCAGUUGAAUAUAGUCCUUUAAAUGGACCAAUUUUUGGGCAUUCUGAUUACAAAGAGGGGUAUGAUAUGUGUAUAUAUAAUAACAUAUUAGCUUUUGGUAGACGUAGUUGUUAUCCUGAUUCAAAAAAUUUUUCAAAGGCAUCACAUUUUGAAAUAGAAGAUUAUGAAGUUUGGCAA